This is a messenger RNA of Pygocentrus nattereri (red-bellied piranha), 1356 nucleotides long. RefSeq names its product cytosolic 5'-nucleotidase 1A. The transcript is spliced from 6 exons. The record is from RefSeq and is a predicted model, not a curated record. NCBI's taxonomy places the organism in Eukaryota, Metazoa, Chordata, Actinopteri, Characiformes, Serrasalmidae. Bases 301 to 1155 code for a protein of 284 amino acids. Gene Ontology annotation, biological process: adenosine metabolic process; nucleotide metabolic process. Gene Ontology annotation, molecular function: 5'-nucleotidase activity; nucleotide binding; magnesium ion binding. Gene Ontology annotation, cellular component: cytoplasm; cytosol.
GGAAAAUGUAGAGAGGAGAAGUCGCGGAAGGUUUUGAAAGGACAGUGUUUAUAAAUGCCUUGUAACGAAAACUGAACUGACAAAAAAUUAAACAUUACAAAUCUGGUUCUUCACCGCCACAGGGUCGAGGUAGGCGCUGUAUUUAGUGGGGAACCUGGCGUUUUCUGUCGGCAGCCUCAGACGAGCUUUUGCUUUUGUUUCUGCUGCUGCUGGACUUUGCAGAGCUCAUUACUGAGACCAGUCCCAGUCCCAUUCCCAGUCCUAGUCCCAGUCCCAUUCCCAGUCCUAGUCUCAGUGGAUAUGGAUCCAGACGUGCAGGAGAGCGCGGAGACCCAGCAGAGUGGCUCUGCAUUAGUGACUGCGGUGUCCUGCCAUGACAUUUUUGACCUGAGUGCCUGCCAAACAGAUUCCAGUCCACUGGCAAAAGGUGCAGCCUUCUCCUUCAUCAAUGCUGUGCAAGCAGUCAAUCAAAGACUUGUGAAGCAUAAUGCAAACGAGAUGUUGCGGUUUGAGGUGAUCCUGCUUGGAAAAGACUGUGAAGAGCAAAUCAAAUCAAAGAUAUUUGAUAGUGCAAAACAUUACGGUUUAAAGAUUGGCAAAUUUUACUUCUGCUCCAGAGGGGAAUUUGUAAGGACACUGCAAGCAAACAAUGCAAAGUUGUUCCUGUCAACAGAUAGAGAUGAUGUUUAUGGUGCCCUAAAAGCAGGUGUUCCUGCUGCUUUGUUGUGCCAGCAGGCAGACCAGCAGGUCCAGGAGCAGCUGAAGGUGCUCUUCUCAGGAGAUCUCAUUGGCCUUUCAGAAGAUGUCAUAGACGGUCUUAAAGAUUUUGGCUUCAGUGCUGUCCAGAUACAGAACUUCAAAGCAGCAAAGGGUUGCAUUCAAGAAUUUGCAGCGCUGAUUGGUGAGAUGAGGAAAAGGUUUGGGUGUAAAGACAGCCCUCUCCAGACCAUCCUCAUCACAGUGUUGGGAUCCAGAGAUGUCUGUGCCACAGCGCUGAAGACCCUCCGAGGCUGGGGCCUGGAUGUAGAUGAAGCCUUCUGCCUGGCUGGAGCCCCUCGCAACCCCAUCCUAACCACAAUACAACCCCAUAUACUGUGGGAUGAUGGACUGCAUAAUAUGAAGGGUGUGUUACCUCUUAUGGAUAUGAGCAGUUAAGACUCCCAGGUGAUGGAUUUACCUUUUCAGUGUAACCUUCUGGUGCUUUUUUAGGUUCUGGUGUUACAGAAUGAAUAUCUGGUGUGAAAACAACUCUUGGAAUCAGGAAAUAUUACGUGUGGCUAGACUAAUUUGAUUUUAAUGUUGAAAUACAGUGCAAUAAAACAAUAGCUUUAUAAACAAUAUCGUUUACAUGUGAAA